AGCAGCUAAAAUAAGAAAAAAGUGCACAAGAAAGUAUAAGUAAUUAGAAAAGUGACGAAAGGUGCGCGCGCGUUAGCAGUUAGUUCAUUUCGUUUGGAUCAAGUGCUUCUCACGUUCAUACAUGUGAUGUGAUGAGUAGCGUGCAUGAAGAUUCGUGUUCUUGGAUAGAGUAUCUGUUAGAAACGAUUAAAACGUUUAGCCACGAUUUAGCAAAUCUGCUCUCGACAACCUUCGACUUGUCGUCGUUUCAUUCGAUCGACAGCAUCGUCGACAAUAAUGAGUUCAAGCAAAAAUUAUCCGAUUUUUUCAACGAAUUCAUCGGUCUAUUAGCGUUCGACGAUUUUCAGCUGCAACUGUUGAAAGUGUUCUUGCUCACGUUCGUUAGUACCGUGGCACUGAUUUUCAUUGCUUGGCACAUGUACGGUCCUAGGAUUUCCGAACAGUUCAUGGGAGACACCUGCAAUACUGUGCCAGAGGAUUCUUCGUCCGGAGAAUAAUCUUUUAUUUAAACAGUCAAACGUAACAAUUACUGAUAAGGAGUAAAAAAGAAAGAUAAAAAUUAAGGGCGCAGUCGUUACGAUCAAUUUGUUCCUCGUAAUAUCGUAAACAAAUAUCGCGACCAUGGCCGACAAAAUUAAAUCAUUUUUUCACAAAAUGGUGGUGGACACGAAGUUUAUAAAUGCCGGAAAGGGGCAUAGAUUGACAGAAACGGCUAGUAGUAACGUUGCAUCUACUUCUACAGUGGAACCGAGAAAGAGGGUAGAACCGACAGCAGAAGCCAGAACUGCUGGUCAAGCUGCUCUGGCAAGAUUAGAAACAAAAGAUAAAAAGAAUGAAAAGAAAUUUAAUACGUCGUACGCAGCUAUCAAGGCACAGGUGCAACGAGAGUUGGAACAAGAGAUGAGAGCACAGCGCGAAGCACAUGCACGAUCGAAAGAGAGAGUCGAGGAAGAAGCAACGGUUAAAGAUACAUCGUUGUUAGCUGUUGCCAAUGUGUGUUAUCGUUGUCCAUUUUUAUCGGACGAGGUGUUACCACGAGAUGAGUGGAAGAUGAAGAUAAAAGAAUUCUUAUACGAACAAUUGAAAGGAGAAGAUGCAGCAUUGGUAUCGUGUCUGAUCAUACAAAAUUGUAACGAUAAAAGGGAAAAGGUCGAGGCUUGCGUCGAAACGCUUGGAAAGUAUCUAGAGAACAUUAUAAAUAAUCCGGAGGAAGAAAAAUAUAAGAAGAUCAGAAUGCAGAACAGAAUAUUUCAGGAGAGAGUAGUUCCGGUGAACGGAGCAUCAGAGUUCUUAAAUGCAGCCGGUUUUCAGCCAACGAAAUUACUGAAUAACGACGAUAAAGAAGAGGAUUUCUUGGUUUGGAGUUCGGACAGUUGUAGCAUGGACGAUCUGACCACGCUGCUCGAAGCAUUAAAGACCGCGGAGCCUAUGCCGCUUGAAUUGGAUAGAAAUCUUCAAGUACUGCUGCCUAUGCAAGCGAGUAAAAGAACCGAAUUACCACCUAGCUUUUACAACUUAAAACCAGAGGACAUAAAAAGGGAGCAACAACUUCGAACCGAGGCUUGCGAAAAGAAUCAGAUGCUGAGAACGAGGAAGAUGAGGGAACGGGACAAGGAGCAAGAACGCAAGAAAUACAAAUUCGCAUUGAUUCGCGUGAAAUUUCCAGAUAAUCUCAUAUUGCAAGGAACGUUUUCCGUUCACGAGAACUUCCAAAGCGUCGUUGAUUUUGUUACUGAGAACUUGGUAUGCAACGACAAGCCUUUUUGCUUGAGACAGCUACCAGACACGACGUUCAACAAGGAUUCCUUCGAUAAAACGUUACUCGACUUGGGAUUAUUUCCUGCGGCUCUGUUGAUGUUCGUCUGGGCAGAUGCAUCGAGACAACAGCAGCAGCAGCAGCAGGGAAAAUGCAAUGAAUCCUCGGGAUACUUGAAGGAGGAAUUACUCUCUGUUAUUCAGCCCGCUUAAUAUUACUUAUACGUAUAAUUGGAUCAUAUUUUAUCUUCCCGAAUUUCUCGAUUACAAACGUGUCGUCGAUAAAAGAUUAUUUCGGCAUGAGUGUAACUUAUCAUCGUGGCUUUUGAGCGUACUCUAUACAAAAACUAUGAAAAAUGGGAGAAACGUUCAUUCCUAGGGCCUUGUAUAACGCAAAGCGUCUCGUAUAAGCCACGGAUCAGAGAGAUAAACGAUGGACAGACGACAAUAUCGCUACUGAUGACGAAUCACUUUUAUUUUAUACCGAAUCAUCUAGUCUUUUUAUUAUACAAUUCCUUUUUAUGCGAUCAACGUUUGAAUUCUUCGUCUGUUAUUUGUCGGUCAGUCAACACGAAGCAGAGAAGGAAAUUCGUUUGAGUCAGAUCCUAGAAAUUUGUUCGAUGCUUGCGUUAUACAGAGGUGUCGCAUGUUUAAUUUAAAAAAAAAAUCAAUGGUUUGUAACAAUUUUCGAUUAUCAUAGUUCGAAUAUUUAUAAAUAUUAUUCUCUCCUAUUUGUUUAGGCACUUUAUAAAUAAAUUUCAUGCCCAGUAAAAUUGUGACAACUCCUUGAUUUGCUAGGAUAUUCUUUUGCUUUCGCAGUAACCAAUUAUUUAUUGAAUAGAAAAUAAUCGAAACUAACAUUCUUGGACAGCUAUUUUUAAACGUUUAAUAUUUCAUGUACCUAAAAGACAAUUGGGGAUACAAUUUUAUGUGCUUUGUUAUGUAUACGAUACUAAGACGCGUAAUAAAAACCAUCGUUUAUCACUGUGUACAUCGAUCUUGCACAUUCGUGCAUUUUUGGCACUUGUUAAUAAUAAUAAUAAUAA
Messenger RNA from Ceratina calcarata, 2801 nucleotides. RefSeq names its product GDI interacting protein 3 (gene Gint3). Gene Ontology annotation, cellular component: cytoplasm. The record is from RefSeq and is a predicted model, not a curated record. The transcript is spliced from 7 exons. Gene Ontology annotation, molecular function: protein binding. NCBI's taxonomy places the organism in Eukaryota, Metazoa, Arthropoda, Insecta, Hymenoptera, Apidae. The coding region runs from base 622 to 1968 and encodes 448 amino acids.